GUGGUGACGUGUCUCUAAACGGUUUCCUCCUCCUCUUCCUCCUCCUCCUCGUCAGUCAGUAGUGAGAUUUUGUGUCUGCUUAGAUUUACACAGUAAAGGAGCACGUAGGUGGACAGUUUGGACAACAUGGGCAUCAAAUUUUUGGAGGUGAUAAAGCCAUUCUGUGCAGUGCUGCCAGAGAUCCAAAAACCUGAAAGAAAGAUCCAGUUCAGAGAGAAGGUAUUAUGGACUGCCAUCACUCUCUUCAUCUUCCUGGUUUGUUGCCAGAUCCCCCUCUUUGGCAUCAUGUCUUCAGACUCUGCAGAUCCAUUCUACUGGAUGAGAGUAAUUCUGGCCUCAAACAGAGGUACCCUGAUGGAGCUAGGUAUCUCACCCAUCGUCACCUCAGGCCUGAUCAUGCAGCUGCUUGCUGGAGCUAAGAUCAUUGAGGUUGGAGACACACCAAAGGACAGAGCCCUCUUCAAUGGAGCUCAGAAAUUAUUUGGAAUGAUCAUCACCAUCGGACAGUCCAUCGUAUACGUGAUGACCGGCAUGUAUGGAGAUCCCUCUGAGAUGGGUGCAGGAAUCUGUCUGCUUAUCAUCAUUCAGCUGUUUGUGGCUGGGCUGAUUGUGCUGCUGCUGGAUGAGUUGCUCCAAAAGGGCUAUGGUCUUGGUUCAGGGAUCUCGCUGUUCAUCGCUACCAACAUCUGUGAGACAAUCGUCUGGAAGGCCUUCAGCCCCACGACUGUCAACACUGGAAGAGGUACAGAGUUUGAGGGAGCAAUCAUUGCGCUUUUCCAUCUGCUGGCCACUCGUACCGACAAAGUGCGUGCUUUGAGAGAGGCCUUCUACAGACAGAACCUGCCCAACCUCAUGAACCUCAUCGCCACAGUAUUUGUCUUUGCUGUAGUGAUAUACUUUCAGGGAUUCAGGGUUGAUCUGCCCAUCAAGUCAGCUCGCUACCGCGGCCAGUACAACACCUACCCCAUCAAGCUCUUCUACACCUCCAACAUCCCCAUCAUCCUGCAGUCUGCCCUGGUCUCCAACUUGUAUGUUAUCUCCCAGAUGCUUUCCACACGCUUCAGUGGCAACUUCCUGGUUAAUCUGCUCGGCACUUGGUCUGACGCAACGUCAGGUGGUCCAGCCCGUGCCUACCCUGUAGGUGGACUCUGUUACUUCCUCUCUCCCCCCGAGUCAUUUGGCUCUGUUCUCGAAGACCCAGUCCAUGCGGUCAUCUACAUUGCCUUCAUGCUUGGAUCAUGUGCCUUUUUCUCCAAGACCUGGAUUGAAGUCUCAGGCUCCUCUGCCAAAGAUGUGGCGAAACAGCUGAAGGAGCAGCAGAUGGUGAUGAGGGGACACAGGGAAACAUCAAUGGUCCAUGAACUGAACAGGUACAUUCCUACUGCUGCUGCCUUUGGUGGACUGUGUAUCGGUGGUUUAUCAGUAAUGGCUGACUUUCUCGGAGCCAUUGGCUCUGGCACUGGUAUCCUGCUGGCUGUCACCAUCAUCUAUCAGUACUUUGAGAUCUUUGUGAAAGAACAAAGUGAAAUGGGCAGCAUGGGGGCCCUGCUCUUCUAGAAAAGCCAAUAUCCUCCCACCUUCUACCAACUUUUAUUAGGAUCACCAACUUUGCAUUUAUUUUACAUCUAUGUGAAGCUCCUACAUCGUCAGCUCUCCACUUUCAGGAUGUCUUAGGAAUCUUCAGGAAUCUCAGCUGAAAUGGGACUUUGCGAGAUGGUGUGGCUACACAGCUUGCUGCUCCCACCGUGUAUCUUCCAAAGUAAAACAAAGACCAACAUUUCAGAUGUACUUCAUCAGAUUUUCUAACUGACUCAAGUUUAUAGCUCCCUAAGAUUCACUUGUGUAUGAGAUGAAGGGAGUUUAGCCCUUUUUUCAGACUGACAAUAUAGCGCUUCAGUGUGCAGGCAUACUCAACACGGAUAAUGGUGGCCAACUCCCUGCUGUGUGCAGAAAUGCACUCGAUGUUCUGCUUGGUGUUAUCUUAGUUUUUACUUUUACCUUUUUAUUUUAUUUUUCUUUCAACCUGCCAAUUAUCUGAAGGUGUGGAACACAAGCUGAACUGUCAAACGCUGAGUCAAGUACUGUCAUUUUCCUGAUUUGUGACCCUGCGCUAAGUUAUUUAAACAGGGUCUUGUAAGAAGAGGAUGGGGAGCUCACAUUGGGGUCCACCUGUCAAAAAUAUUGUUCAACUUAUUUUUGUCAUCUGAACCAUUCAAAAAAAAAAGGGUCCUUGCUUUUUUAAUGAAUGGCAUUCCCAGGGAGCGGCAGUAUUAACCCUCACAUGUCAGAUUCUUUUGUUUUGUUUUUUAAUUGUCUGCUCUAAGCAUCCUUGCAUUGAUUGCUUUUCAACACCUGGAAAAAAAAUUAUGAUUUUCUGUACAUAGGCCAUGCAUUGAAUAACUUUAAAUUUCUCUUAAGUGUAAGAUAAAGUCUUUUGAAUAUGUAAAGAAUAAAUGCAUUUCAGAACAAACUUAUAGAAAAACAUUCUCAAUAAAACCCUUUUGUGGAAAAAGACGAAA
Molecule: messenger RNA, 2519 nt
Organism: Perca fluviatilis (European perch)
Lineage: Eukaryota; Metazoa; Chordata; Actinopteri; Perciformes; Percidae
Gene: sec61a1a
Product: SEC61 translocon subunit alpha 1
Exons: 12
Coding region: 127-1557 (476 amino acids)
Biological process (GO): SRP-dependent cotranslational protein targeting to membrane, translocation; post-translational protein targeting to membrane, translocation
Cellular component (GO): membrane; Sec61 translocon complex
Molecular function (GO): ribosome binding; signal sequence receptor activity; transmembrane protein transporter activity
Source: RefSeq, a predicted model, not a curated record